Brachypodium distachyon (stiff brome) is the source of this 1086-nucleotide messenger RNA. Its product is annotated as U1 small nuclear ribonucleoprotein C-1. The record is from RefSeq and is a predicted model, not a curated record. The coding region runs from base 141 to 776 and encodes 211 amino acids. NCBI's taxonomy places the organism in Eukaryota, Viridiplantae, Streptophyta, Magnoliopsida, Poales, Poaceae. Gene Ontology annotation, molecular function: zinc ion binding; pre-mRNA 5'-splice site binding. Gene Ontology annotation, cellular component: nucleus; U1 snRNP. Gene Ontology annotation, biological process: mRNA splicing, via spliceosome; mRNA 5'-splice site recognition; spliceosomal snRNP assembly. The transcript has 5 exons.
AGCAAAUUGCGGGGUUCCUCUCUAAAAAAAAGAGCAAAUUGCGAGGUCUAUUCGCCCUCCUCUCCGACCCCCGCCCGCUUGCGACCGAGACGAGAUCCUCGUCGCCGCCGUUCCCGUCUUCGUCGUCCUCGGCCGCCGCGAUGCCCCGGUAUUAUUGUGAUUACUGUGACACUUACCUUACCCAUGACUCGCCAUCUGUCCGUAAGCAACACAAUGCUGGAUACAAACAUAAGGCAAAUGUUCGAAGCUACUACCAACAGUUUGAGGAGCAGCAAACUCAAAGUUUGCUUGAUCAAAGGAUCAAGGAACAUCUGGGACAAGCUGCAGCUUUCCAAGUCGGUGCUCCUUUCAACCAACAUAUGCUCCAAUUUCCAGGAAAUGUACCCCGUCCUCGUCUUCCGAUUUUGCCCACACCUAUGAUGCCACAUGGUUUUCCUCAACAACCUGGUGGGCCGUUUGCUAGGCCUCCUAUUUUACCAGUUCCUGGUGCUCCAGGUUAUCCUGGUGCUCCAACCAUGCCGCAACCAGGAGGUCCUCCUGGGUCCAUGCCUAUGCAGAUGGCACCUCUCCCAAGGCCUCCGACGCUGCCGCCCCCGACAUCUGGAGCCCCAGGUGCCCCCAUGUCCAACAACGCAGCACCUCCAGGUCCUCCACCCAUGUAUCAACAAAAUCAGCCACCAACUGCUGGACCAACUUCUGGUGCUCCGCCACCGGCACCGGCAGCUCCCCCACAGGCCGCAUUCUCUUACUCGCAACCCCCUGAGGGCAGCCACUGAUUCUGUUACUUGGGCAUUUAUUUAUUGAAUGAAAUGCGCAGAAGGGUUGCUCUGCUCCCUUGGAAUAUGACGCUGCUGUCGUCUGGGUGACAUCAUCUGUGACUUGAAUUUGAGAGGAUUGUUAAAAAAGGCUUCAUGUAGUUGUAUUGUGGCAUCUUAGAUGAUUAACAGUAACUUUGUAAUCCUCUGGUUGAGGUUCUUAUUGAUUUCAAAGAGCACCUGAAACUUGAAAGUCGAUAACGGGCUUCAUGUCGUACAUAUUUGUCAUCUACAUAAAUUUAUCUGAUGGCAUAAUGCUCGGAUCCUUGUA